Molecule: messenger RNA, 1681 nt
Organism: Stegodyphus dumicola
Lineage: Eukaryota; Metazoa; Arthropoda; Arachnida; Araneae; Eresidae
Molecular function (GO): nucleic acid binding; zinc ion binding
Source: RefSeq, a predicted model, not a curated record
ACUGCUUUCUCCGCAAAGCCCACGUGUGGUGUAAGUAUCGGCAUUCUUAGGCGCCCAAUCGUGUGAUUUGGUAAUUCGGCCAUUUGCUGGAGUUGGAGGUUGCUUCGUAUUUGUUCCAAAUAUUAAUUAAUCAAACAAACAUAAAUAUGAAUUCCAGUGAAUGUUACAAAUGUCAUAAAACUGGCCAUUUUGCCCGGGAUUGUACUUUGAGUGAUGGACGCAGUGGUGGUUAUCGUGGUGGACGAGGUGGAGGUGGAGGUUACCGUGGUGGACGAGGGAGUGAUUCACGCUCUUCUCCCAGAGCCUCCUGUUACAACUGUGGACGAAGUGGACAUUUUGCCAGAGAAUGCCGUGAAUCUGAUAAGACAUGUUACACCUGUGGAAAAUCUGGUCACAUAAGCAGGGAAUGUGAUAAUGAAGAUCGUAAAAUAACUUGCUAUCAGUGUGGAAAACCUGGACACGUAUCUCGUGAAUGCCCUGGAGCUGAUAGGGAAAGGGAUGAUCGUAAAUGUUACACAUGUGGUGAUACUGGCCACAUUAGUCGUGACUGCCCUGAGGGUGGAAAUUCUGCUGAAGUUGAUGAUACAGUUUGCUAUCGAUAAAAUGAAAAUCUUGGUGGUGCUUACCAUGAAUAUGCAUGCUACUCUUGUCUGGUGACAAUUUAUAAAAUUAAACUUAGUUUAUCUUUCAACUCUUAUGCUUAGUGUCUCAGAAAACAUCCAUGGGGUGUAUUUUUAAUUGUAUUUUUUAAUAAUAGGUAAAAAGUAAAUCACAAAAUUUUGGAUUAUAUAGUUUUUUCUUAACUUUUUUUAAAUGCACACAUAUGAAAAACCACAGAUUUCAGUUUGAAAGUGAUAAGCCUUUUGUGGCUCUGCCAGUCAUCUGUUCCUUUAGCUCUGGUAAGAGAACCGGAGGUAUUCCAUAUUGUAACUUCAUAAGUGGUAAAAUAUGAGCAGUUUUGUACCAAAGUCUCAAGCUUGGUGCUUGUUUUAACAAAUGCUACUGGGAAGUGAAGAGUACAGUUGUUUUGAUAGUGGGGAAUUUUAUACUUGUAAAUGAAGAUCUUUGCAGUGUUUAGGAAAUUAUAAAGUCUCUGUUGUCAUACUAAUGAAUUAAUUUCUGUAAAUUUGCAUGAUGAGCUGUUACUUUUGAUGGGAAGAAAAUAUUUUUUUCAUGAAGGGUGUACAUGUCAACACAUUAUUCUCUCAUCUGAAUGGUAAACAAGCAUCUGUUGUGCUUGUUGCUGAAUUUUUUAUUCAUAAAAUGCCUUAUAGGUUUAGUGGUGUUUGAUUAAUACUGAAAUAUAUGCCCUGUUUAUCACGAGAGCAUUGAUCUAAAAUAAUGAAUUAAUAUUUAAUCAAAUUGUUGAGAAGCUUUGUGGGUAUUUUAGUGAAGUUUUUUAUAUAUAAUCAUGAAUUGAGUGAUGACAAAUUAUGUAAUCCAUAUGUUGUAAUCAUAUUUGUGAAAGGUAAUUUUAAUGAAUUUUUUGCAUGUAUAAUACUCAAACUCCAUAUACAACAGAGUACUUAUAUUUGUUAAAGUUCUCUGUUGAAAUGAAUUGUAGAGUUGAAGCAAUGUUAGGUAUUUAAUUCAUACAUCAGACAUUAGUAUUGUGCAACUUGGAUUUUGUUCAUUAUUAUGUGCCAUGAUCAUGGAAAAUAAUAAAAAAAAUUGUAAGUCA